This is a messenger RNA of Cyanistes caeruleus (blue tit), 3247 nucleotides long. RefSeq names its product PMS1 homolog 1, mismatch repair system component (gene PMS1). Gene Ontology annotation, molecular function: ATP binding; mismatched DNA binding; ATP-dependent DNA damage sensor activity. Gene Ontology annotation, cellular component: MutLalpha complex. The record is from RefSeq and is a predicted model, not a curated record. Lineage: Eukaryota; Metazoa; Chordata; Aves; Passeriformes; Paridae. Gene Ontology annotation, biological process: mismatch repair.
GGCCCUGGGCAGAGGCCGGGCAGGCCCCGGGGAGCCCCGAGCGCCUCACAGAGCGGGAGAGGCGCCUCACCCCGGCGCUCGCAGCGAGAAUCGGGAACUGCGCACGGCUCCUGUGGUUUGGGGUAAACUCGAGGGCCCGCAGGGUUUAUCUGCAGCUUUUCGCCCGUUUUUUCGUCUCAUGAACCGAAGAAUUGCCUUCACUUCCAUGAAUCUUUCCACCAUGAAACAGCUGCCUGGAGAGACAAUUCGACUCCUUUCAAGUUCUCAGGUGAUUACUUCAGUUGUCAGUGUGGUGAAGGAGCUGAUAGAAAAUUCCUUGGAUGCCAGUGCUACAGGCAUUGAUAUUAAACUGGAGAAUUACGGGUUUAGCAAAAUAGAGGUAAGAGACAAUGGCAGUGGAAUCAAGGUUGAUGAUGUUCCAGUUAUGGCAAUUAAACACUACACCUCAAAAAUCAGCUCUUCUGAGGACCUUGAAAGGCUGACAACAUAUGGUUUCCGUGGGGAAGCUUUAGGAUCGAUUUGCAGCAUAUCAGAGGUUUUGGUCACAACAAAGACAGCUGCAGAUGAUUUCAGCAUUCAGUAUGCUUUGGAUAGCAACGGGCAUGUAACCUCUAAAAAGCCUUCCCAUCUUGGGCAAGGUACCACAGUAACAGUCCUAAAUUUGUUUAAGAAUCUUCCUGUAAGAAAGCAGUUUUACUCAACAAGUAGAAAAUGUAAGGAAGAACUGAAAAAAGUCCAAGAUCUACUGACAGCAUAUGGCAUUAUAAAACCAGACCUGAGGAUAACAUUAACACAUAAUAAGGCAGUUAUUUGGCAGAAGACCAGGGUAUCGGAUCACAAAAUGGCCUGUAUGUCAGUUCUGGGAACAGCCGUUAUGAGCAGUAUGGUACCUUUUCAACACUGCUGCGAAUAUCCUGAGAUAAAUCUUUCUGGAUUUCUCCCAAAAGCUGAGUCAGACAAUUCUUUGACAAGCCUUUCAAGUUCAGAAAGGAGUUUCAUUUUUAUAAAUAAUCGUCCAGUUCUUCAGAAGGAAAUACUGAAGUUAAUUCGACAAUACUACAGUCAGGUGACACAAAAGGACUGUACUCGUUUAUAUCCUGUAUUCUUUUUGAGUAUUACUGUACCUGCCUCUGCAGUGGAUGUGAAUAUAACACCUGAUAAAACACAAGUUUUGCUGCAUUAUAAGGAAUCCGUCUUACUUGCAGUUGAAAAUGUGUUGAAAUCACUGUAUGGGCCACUACCUGCUGCAGUCCCUGGUGAAAGUAAUAAAACAGAUGUUACCUCAGAAGACAUGUUUGUUCAUAGAACAGACCAAACAGAUGUGGCUGUUAAUGAAAUGGGACCAUCUGGAAAUGAUGAGCUACAUGCUCAUACUUCAUUCCUUUCACUCAGCAGUGAUGUGCAAAACUGUCAAGCAGGAAAAAACGCAGAGAUCUGCUUAAAUCAUCAGACAUUUAGUGGUGAUAAUGUACACAGUCGCCUGGACAAAAGAGAGGUUUCUAAGAGUGAUGCCUUUCCAGACAGUUCCUUAAAUUUAUUGCGUGAGGAGGAACAGAAUGGACAGAAUAUGGCUGAUAUUCAAAGUAAUAGUGUUCCUGUGGACCCUGAGUCUAAAAAAGCCAACGAGCAACUUUUGAUUUCUGAUAAUAUUGACAAAAUAGAUAAAAAUGAGGAAGCCUUAGUCCCUAAGGACCUACCUGAAAUCUCUGCUGAUAGUUGGAGUAUGGGAAGUGCAUUUAAAGACUGUCUGGGAGACAGACUGGAACCCGUUAAGAUCUUGAUUCCUCAAGUUGGAGGGACAACUAAUGAGCGAAAGGAAUAUACUGGUGAAAAAAGCUGUGAUCCACAAAGCUCUAAUCAAAGCAUAAAGAAAAAAAAUUUGAUAAGUGAAAAAUUUGGACAUGUGACAGCUUAUGACUUAAUUAAUAGCAGAAUAAUAAAGAAACCAAAGUCUGCUUUUGAAUUUUUCACACAUGAAUGUCGUCCAAAAUUGAUAAAUGAUAAUCCAAAGACCAGCAUGAAUGACAUCCUGCUGACAAUUGAAGAGCAGUGGAAGAAUUUGAAUGAAGAGGAAAAACAAAAUUAUGAAAUGAAAGCCACUAAGGACCAGGAACGGUACAACAGAGAGGUCAAGAAAGCCAAUGCACAGCCAAUGCACCGACCAGCAAAGGAGGCAGAAAAACACAAACCCAAGCUAAAGAAUGCUGCAUCUGACCAGCAGAAGCUUGACAAGAUAUUUCAUGAUCAGAUUGAAAAGAAGGGGAAAAUGGAACAGCCUGUGAAAAUUGUGACAGUGCCUUUCUCUCUGAGUUUGUGUAGACGUCACCUUCAGAGACAAGAGAGAAAUGUUUCAGAUGAUCAGCUUUUCCUGAUCCGUCGUCAGAGUUUUCCUGAUGUCUGGAUAUUUGCUACUGAAAAAAAUGUGAAGUUGCUGAAUCCAUAUAGAUUGGAAGAGGCCCUGCUAUGUAAGAGAUUAUUGGUGAACCAUAAGCUUCCAGCACAGAAACUGGACAAUCCAAUUGUGUUAACAGACAGUCUUAUUGGUGGAUCUCAAUACAUGGCUGCUCUCUAUAAAAUGCAGAAGAAUCAGAGUUUCCAUGGAUCAGGUUAUUUGUCAGAUCCAAGGCUUGUGGCAAAUGGAUUCCAGAUAAAAGUGAUAGAAGGUGUUACGGCUGCAGAAAGUCAUCUGGAAAUAGAAGGGAUGGCAAAUUGUCUGCCAUAUUAUGGGAUUUCUGAUUUGAAAGAAAUUCUGAAUGCAGUUGUUAACAGAAAUGCAAAGGAAGUAUAUGAAUGUAGGCCUCUCAAAGUGAUAAAUUACUUGGAGGGAGAAGCAGUACGUUUAGCUCGGCAGCUGCCCUUACAUUUGUCAAAAGAAGAUGUGCAAAACACAAUUUACAGGAUGAAGCAACAGCUUGGAAGGGAAAAUAAAGGCUGUGUUCAUGGUCGUCCUUUUUUUCAUCACUUAACAGAUAUUCCAGAAGUUGACAAGCACAGCUCCAUGGAAAUUAUUCAGUAAAUGGAACAUUUUGUUUGGGGUCAUACUUCUCUUGCUUAAUUUUGAUCACUACUCUGUAAUUUCAGUAUGUUUUUUGCAAAGCUUUUGUAAAAUGACUUUUCAUUGUUCCAUGUUCACCUCCUAAAGACUUUAUUUAAAUAAAAAUGCUACUUGAAAACUGGAAAUAAAUGCUGUAGAGAGACAACUCACCACUAUUUUUUAAAAAAGAAUUUAUUAAAGAAAUGUUCUCAA